Molecule: messenger RNA, 665 nt
Organism: Cuscuta epithymum
Lineage: Eukaryota; Viridiplantae; Streptophyta; Magnoliopsida; Solanales; Convolvulaceae
Source: the annotation of a GenBank genome assembly
GCUGUUCGCCCGCAGAGGAGAGGCCGAAGAUGCUAAAGCGGGAAAAAUCACAUAAAAAAAGAUUGAAGGCACACAGUGGUCAUCAUGGGCGAGAUAUUGAAAGAUGGGCGAGAUUUAUGAAACCUGCUGUUAAUCUAAAAUUCACUGAUACUGUGCGGUGUGAUGAAAAGCGCAGCCUGAGAGCAGCACGGAUUGCCUUAUCUUAUUUCAAUAAGCAGGUUCCUCAUGUGAAGUAUGAGCUUGUUCGAGCUCUUGGCUGUAUUGAUACGAUGUCUCCAAGCACUUUCCUUCCUGCAUGCAUGCAUUGCAACUUCAUUGCUAGGCCGAAAAAUAAAAGUAAGGGAGCCCCGGUGACAGAGGAGAAUAAUAAGCUCUUUUUCGGGGAAGUUGAAUGUUCAGGUAGGAGCUCACGCUGCAGUUUUUGCUGCAUCUUGGGGCAAACGGGUACUGUGACUGGUAAUUGUGGCUGUCGUUUGUUUUGUCGUGACUAUCCUGAACUCAUCCAACAUCCUAAAGGCGGUGGAUUCAGAAUGACUUACAAAAGAGAUUAGGGUAUCUCUGAUGUUGUAUCUUAAUCCCAAAAAAGAUUAGGGUUGGUUACUUGGUUAACAUGAAUAGACGAUUUUGUUUGUUUGCAUUGUAUAUAAUAAUUAAUACUGUCCUAA